ACUCGUCAAUGCUCGUCAUUUCAUUAACGGUGAUAUCACUGCUUUCGUGAUUGUUGGAGCAUUGUCGAAAGAUAUUAUACAUUUUAUUAUUGUUGUUAUUAUUAUUUAUUAUUACGUUAGAACUUGGUUGUGUUACGUAAUACGCAUAUCUGUGCCCUGUGGCAUUCUGUGCGUAGGAAAUCAAUAAAAAUUUAACAUUAAUGUAAUGUAAAUAGUAUAUUCAAAUAAAUAGCAGCCUGCAGGAGAGCGAGUAACGAUGAAGCGGCGGCGUGCAUACAAGAAUUCUGUAAUUAUUACCGUUGUCGUCAAGUGAUCUCAUAUUAUCUUCUCUCACAUCAUACUCCAACAUUCUGCGUUACGGCCUUUAUCGUAAUGCAUGUGAUGCAGUAAAUUUAUCACCGAAUUCUAGUCCACAAUAAUGUCAAACAAUGUGCAACCACGCUGGACCAGCGCCAGGUUAAUAUUGAUCAAGACUGAAUAUCUAAAUAUUUAUGAAUUUUGAAAUAAAUUUAGUCAUGGCAGUUAAAUACAACCUUGUUAGAGAUGUAUUUCUCGUAAAAAAAAUCAAAUAAAUUCUUUUUAGUUUAGUCCAUUUAAAUACUAUAUAAUUAUCAAUACAAGUAAUCCGUCUACAUAGUUAUGUGAUUUUUUCAUAUUUACACAGUAUAAAAAUGCCCAGAAGACCAUUGACAGAUGAACAACGAGAACAAUCCAGAAAACGUCGCUUAGAACGUGAUCGUGAACGACAACGAAGAAGACGUUUAGAUCCAGAGUUAAGAGCUAUUGAGCGAGGAAAAAACACAAUUGCUAAAAGACUAUCUAGAUCUAAAGGCCUUUAUGGUGAUAAAAUUGAUAAAUUAUAUUCGGAAUCUAAUAUUGAUUGUAAUAAAAUGACAUCAUUGUUAGAAAAUGUGGAUAUUGUAGAAUUGGAAAAUCUUAAUCGAAUAAAAAAAGAAAGAGAUAAAGAAAGACAGCGUCAAAGAAGAAUGGAUCCUGAAUUCCGUGCUAAAGAGCGUGCAAGAAAUAGAAUAUUAAAAAGGAUUGCUCGACAAAAAAAUUAUUAUGCUGUAAAGGUAGUAAAUUGUGAAUGCUGUGGAGAACCAAUUGAAAAUGACCAUGUAUGUUUCUCCAACAUAUUAUCAGUCGAACUCCAUGAAAUUGAUGUUACCAAUAGUACCAUAAAAAAAGUCAUAAAUGGUACUAUGAAUGAUAGCUAACACUAUUUUUAUUUUUAUCAACAUUUUAAGUUUUUUUUUUCACAUAUUUUUUUAUUUAAAUUUCU
This is a messenger RNA of Melanaphis sacchari, 1282 nucleotides long. RefSeq names its product zinc finger CCCH domain-containing protein 13-like. The transcript is spliced from 5 exons. Lineage: Eukaryota; Metazoa; Arthropoda; Insecta; Hemiptera; Aphididae. The record is from RefSeq and is a predicted model, not a curated record. Bases 672 to 1217 code for a protein of 181 amino acids.